AUGGAAGCCUCUAGUCAGCGUUAUUACCGCUUCUCUGAAAAAAAGCUUCUUCGUGCUUCAUUCCAGUGGCGGAGGGCAAACAGACGCCGAUGGGCUGCCUCUGCCGCGCACGUGGCGCACGGUCCAGGUGGGGAGCCGCGGAUGGAGCCGUGCCCGCGCGGCGCCCUGCUCGACCACAGCCGGCGCCACCGGACCGCGUUCACGCGCGAACAGCUGUUCCGCCUGGAGCAGGAGUACGGCAGGGAGAGCUACGUCUCCAGGCCCCGGCGCUGCGAGCUGGCCACGGCUCUCAACUUACCGGAGACGACCAUAAAGGUGUGGUUCCAGAACAGGAGGAUGAAGGACAAGCGGCAGAGGCAUUCCUUGCCGUGGCCCCACCCUCUUGUAGACCCCUUGGGGGCGCUUCUGAUGGGCCACGUCUCUCCUUGCUCCACGCUGCCCUACCCGUUCAUGCCGCCCCACCUCCCACUCCACCCCCACUACCCGCUGGCUCUCUCUUCGCCAGUGUCCUCGGCUCACAGCCGCUACAGUGCACCCAUGCGGACCUUGGAUGCACUCCGCCAUUACCACAACAGACCCGGAGGGCGGCCUCCAACAACAGCCGCCCUCUACCCCUCCACCAGCAUACUGCACCAUCCCGCCUUGUGUCCCUGCCCCCUCUGCCUGCACUGGGGACAGGAUCAUCUGUUGACAGCCCGAGGGGAGGCCCUGGGCAUGAGCCAGGCCCGAAGUCCCAAAGCCAACAUACAGCCUGCGGCUCUGGAGCGAAGAGAAGAGAUGGUGUGA
Pungitius pungitius (ninespine stickleback) is the source of this 786-nucleotide messenger RNA. RefSeq names its product even-skipped-like1 (gene eve1). Lineage: Eukaryota; Metazoa; Chordata; Actinopteri; Perciformes; Gasterosteidae. Gene Ontology annotation, biological process: regulation of transcription by RNA polymerase II. The record is from RefSeq and is a predicted model, not a curated record. Gene Ontology annotation, cellular component: nucleus. Gene Ontology annotation, molecular function: RNA polymerase II cis-regulatory region sequence-specific DNA binding; DNA-binding transcription factor activity, RNA polymerase II-specific.